AUAAUCAACCCCAAUUUCAUUCAAGAAGUGGCUCCAGAGUUUCUUGUGCCAUUAGUGGACGUCACCUGCCUGCUCGGCGACACAGUGAUGCUGCAGUGCAAAGUCUGUGGACGGCCCAAACCAGCUAUAACCUGGAAAGGACCGGAUCAAAACAUUCUUGACAACGACAAUGGCACGGCCACUUACACGGUGUCAUCCUGUGACUCUGGGGAGCUCACCCUGAAGAUCUGCAACCUGAUGCCUCAGGACAGUGGCAUCUACACCUGCGUGGCCACCAACGAACACGGAACCGCAUCAACCUCUGCAACCAUCAAAGUCCAAGGUGUCCCAGCUGCCCCAAAUCGCCCUAUUGCUCAGGAGAGAAGCUGCACCUCUGUGAUCCUACGCUGGCUACCCCCAUCCAGCACAGGCAAUUGCACCAUUUCAGGCUACACUGUGGAGUACAGAGAAGAAGGCUCGCAGGUCUGGCAGCAGUCGGUAGCCUCAACUCUGGACACGUACUUGGUCAUCGAGGACCUGGCCCCAGGCUGCCAGUAUCAGUUCCGAGUGAGCGCCAGCAACCCCUGGGGGAUCAGCCUGCCCAGCGACCCCUCCGAAUUUGUGAGGCUCCCGGAGUACGACUCUGCUGCUGAUGGUGCCACUAUUUCGUGGAAGGAAAACUUUGACCUCACUUAUGCAGAGCUGCAUGAGAUUGGGAGGGGUCGAUUCUCAAUAGUAAAGAAAUGUGUUCACAAAGCCACCCGGAAAGAUGUUGCUGUAAAAUUCAUUAGUAAAAAAAUGAAAAAGAAAGAGCAGGCAGCACAUGAAGCAGCUUUGUUACAGCACUUACAGCAUCCUCAGUACAUCACCAUCCACGAUACCUACGAGUCUCCUACUUCUUACAUUUUAGUUUUGGAACUGAUGGAUGAUGGUCGUCUCUUGGAUUAUCUAAUGAACCAUGAUGAACUUAUGGAGGAAAAAGUCGCUUUCUAUAUAAGAGACACAAUGGAAGCCUUGCAGUAUCUUCACAAUUGCAGAGUGGCUCACUUAGACAUAAAGCCAGAAAAUCUGCUCAUUGAUUUAAGAAUCCCAGUACCUCGUGUCAAGAUCAUUGAUUUGGAAGACGCAGUUCAGAUCACAGGUCAUUACCAUGUCCACCACCUCCUUGGAAACCCAGAGUUUGCAGCUCCUGAAGUUAUCCAGGGCCUUCCCGUCUCCCUGAGCACGGAUAUCUGGAGCAUUGGGGUCCUCACCUACGUCAUGCUAAGCGGUGUCUCUCCAUUCCUGGACGAAAGCAAAGAGGAGACUUGUAUCAAUGUGUGCAGAGUCGAUUUCAGCUUCCCGCCCGAGUACUUUUCCGACGUGAGUCAUGCCGCCAGGGAUUUCAUCAAUGUUAUCCUCCAGGAAGACUUCAGGAGAAGGCCAACGGCAGCCACUUGUUUACAGCACCCAUGGCUGCAGCCACACAAUGGCAGCUAUUCCAAGAUCCCACUGGAUACCUCCCGCUUGGCCUCCUUCAUCGAGCGCCGCAGGCACCAGUACGACGUGCACCCGGUCCCCAGCGUCAAGAGUUUCCUGAUGAGCAGGCUGAACCCUGGCACGUAA
Merops nubicus (carmine bee-eater) is the source of this 1584-nucleotide messenger RNA. RefSeq names its product kalirin-like. NCBI's taxonomy places the organism in Eukaryota, Metazoa, Chordata, Aves, Coraciiformes, Meropidae. Gene Ontology annotation, molecular function: protein serine/threonine kinase activity; protein binding; ATP binding. Gene Ontology annotation, biological process: positive regulation of apoptotic process; protein phosphorylation; intracellular signal transduction. Gene Ontology annotation, cellular component: nucleus. The transcript is spliced from 9 exons. The annotation marks the transcript as partial. The record is from RefSeq and is a predicted model, not a curated record.